Messenger RNA from Lodderomyces elongisporus, 3462 nucleotides. RefSeq names its product DNA-dependent ATPase (gene rhp26). Gene Ontology annotation, molecular function: ATP binding; ATP-dependent chromatin remodeler activity. The coding region runs from base 1 to 3462 and encodes 1153 amino acids. Gene Ontology annotation, biological process: transcription-coupled nucleotide-excision repair. Lineage: Eukaryota; Fungi; Ascomycota; Pichiomycetes; Serinales; Debaryomycetaceae. The record is from RefSeq and is a predicted model, not a curated record. Gene Ontology annotation, cellular component: nucleus. The transcript has a single exon.
AUGUCUACUGAUGUACCUCUUGAAGGUGUUCAGGUAUUUGAUCAAAUAGACUUGGAAAAGGAUAUCACAAAUAGAGCAAACAAGCUAUUGAUAAUAAAAGAUGUGGAGCAAGAUGAGAAGAGGUUGGAAAAAGCAACCAAAGACUUGAAUACUACCAUCAAACAUAUGAACCAACUAACCUCACGGCUAUCGCAUUCACGAACAAAGAUUAGUGAGAAAGGGUAUCUCAAGGAGCAGAUCAAAUGGCUUGAGGAGAAUGAGUUUAGUCCAAGACAAAAGGAUCUUGAGGAGAUUAAAGCGCGUUUGGAACUGAAUAAAAACGCGUUGAGUGAGCUGCAUCAGCAACAGGAGCAAACACAAGAACUGCGAAAUCUGGAUGGCAAAUCUGUUGUAGAUGGAGGCGGUCGUAUGCCAGAUGAGACGGAGCGCGAAUACCUUAUCAGGAUUGGAAAGAUUACAGCAUUUGGUAACGAAAACACGUUUGAGCUGGUGGAUGAUGGCAAUGAGAAGCAACAAAGUCACGUCUUUUUAAGAAAGCCAGGAUUCGACAAUGAUAUUGAAAAACUAGACUUUGGGGUUUCUAGUAACGUUGGUGUCAGCGAAAGCGAAAAUGAGGAUAUCAAGAAAGAAGUGGUGGUUAAUGAAGAAAAAGGAGAAAGAGGACAAAAGUCAAAGGAUGAGGAUGACUUAGAUUACCUUCAAGAUGAUGAAGAAGAAGAAGAAGAAGAAGAAGAAGAAAUAAUUGAGGAAGAGAAUGAAGAAAAGGAACUAAGAAAUAUUGAUGAUGGAAAUGAGGCUCGAUAUCAGAAACGGCUAGCGGAGUGGGUAAAAAAACGGUCGAGCUUGCGAAGGUCUGGUGAGCAUUCCGAUGUGGAUUCCAGUGAGCCUGAAUGGCGGAAACCACAUCCUUCAAUCGCUGAUGCAAAAUUAAACGACACAUUUAAACUCCCAGGAGAUAUAUAUCCUUCAUUGUUUGACUACCAAAAGACCUGCGUCCAGUGGUUGUGGGAGUUGUAUCUGCAGAAAACUGGUGGAAUCAUCGGUGAUGAGAUGGGACUCGGAAAGACCAUCCAGAUAAUCUCAUUUAUAGCUGGGUUGCAUUACUCGGGCUUAUUGGAAAAGCCUGUGCUUGUUGUUGUACCAGCUACUGUUUUAAAUCAAUGGGUGAAUGAGUUUCAUCGUUGGUGGCCACCGUUGAGGUGUGUGAUUUUACACAGUAUCGGGUCGGGAAUGUCCAAAGAUAAGAAGAUUAGCGAAGAGAAAUUAGAGGAGUUUAUGGAGGAUUGGGAUCCCAAAACAUCAAAAUCAUCAUUAAAAGGGAUUAAAUCACAGAUUAACGCAAGGGAGAUUUUAGAUAAAGUACAGGAAAAGGGACACGUCCUAGUCACAACUUAUGUUGGGUUACGAAUGUACUCAAAGUACAUAUUGCCUAGACAAUGGGGAUAUUGCAUACUUGACGAGGGUCACAAGAUCAGAAACCCUGAUUCAGAUAUUUCAUUGACAUGUAAACAAAUCAAGACAGUCAAUCGAGUCAUUUUGUCGGGUACCCCAAUACAAAAUAACCUAACAGAGCUUUGGUCAUUGUUUGACUUUGUUUUUCCUGGUCGACUAGGUACUUUGCCCGUGUUUGAGCAGCAAUUCUCGGUACCCAUCAAGAUUGGUGGGUAUGCAAACUCAAACAAUUUGCAGGUUAAAACGGCGUACAAAUGUGCGGUUGUGUUGAGAGACUUGAUAUCGCCAUACUUGUUGAGACGACUCAAAAAAGACGUGGCGCAGGAUUUGCCUAAAAAGAAUGAGAUGGUGUUGUUUGUGAGAUUGACAAAAGAACAGCAAGAGCUUUAUGAAAAAUUUCUUGAUAGCGAAGAGAUGGACUCUAUAGUGAAGGGAAAGAGGAACGUAUUGGUAGGGGUAGACACGUUGCGAAAGAUUUGCAAUCACCCGGAUUUAAUUUAUCGUGAAGCUUUAAUGCACAGAGCAAACUAUGGAGAUCCAUCAAAGUCUGGUAAGAUGCAAGUGUUGAAAAACCUUUUGCAGUUGUGGCAGAGCGAAGAUCACAAGACAUUACUAUUUUGUCAAACAAGACAGAUGUUGGACAUUUUGGAAAAGUUUGUUGCCAACUUGCACCUUUUGGGUGAUGAAUCCAAGAAGUUCAAUUACUUACGAAUGGAUGGCAACACACCAAUCUCGAGGCGACAGCAGUUGGUGGAUACUUUUAAUAAUUCCCCUGACUUGCAUGUCUUUUUGUUGACCACAAAAGUGGGUGGAUUAGGUGUCAAUCUUACUGGUGCUGAUCGAGUGAUUAUUUAUGACCCAGAUUGGAACCCAUCAACGGAUAUCCAGGCUAGAGAAAGAGCGUGGCGAUUGGGCCAGAAAAAAGAUAUAACAAUCUACCGAUUAAUGACAACCGGUUCCAUUGAGGAGAAGAUCUAUCAUCGACAAAUCUUCAAGACUUUUUUGCAGAAUAAAAUCCAUAAGGAUCCAAAACAACGACGACUUUUUAAGAACAGCGAUUUGCACGAUUUGUUUUCUUUGGGUGAUCAAACGGAGCAAGGUACUGAAACCGGUGAUAUGUUUAAUGCAGCAACUGAGGAAAAGUAUGGUGGAUCCAAGAUUCGGAAAUCAACAUCUUUAGUGAAGAAGAAAUAUAAAAACGAUGACGAUUUUUAUCAAGUUGCAAAAAUCACUGGAGUAUCCAAACUUGACAAAUUUGCUGACGGUGAAGAUGAGGAUCAAGCGAACAACAAGGGCCAUAGUGUUACUGGUGGAGGUAGACGCAGUGCUCGUGCUCUUCGUGAUAAUGAUAAUGGUAGUAAUAAUAAUAAUAAUGAUGAUGAUGAUGACAGCAGGUUUAUUAAAGGAAUCUUUUCACAAAGUGGGGUUCAUAGUACCAUUAAGCACGAUGAUAUAGUGAACUCCAACGACCACGAAGUUAGUAUUGUUGAACAAGAAGCAAACAAGUAUGCAAGCCAAGCUGUAGCAGCUUUGAAGGAGUCUAGACAAAAUGCUAGAAAGACAAAGAUUGGUACACCAACAUGGACAGGACGAUUUGGUAGUGCUGGAAAAUUGCAGGGAUCGCCCUUUGGCGGUGUAAAGAAAAGGAAAAUCAACGGUCGGCAGUCGUCAGCAUCGGCAACACCACCACAACCACAACCACAACCACCACCAUCAUCAUCAUCAUCAGCCACUAUUCUUGAAAACUUGAGAAAAGUGAAUGGUUUAAAGCAGAAAGGUCAUAACGAUAAGGAAAGUUUGAAUCGACAGAAGAUGGUGGAGAAGUUAAUCACUUAUUUGGGGAACCAAGAAGAACAUUUUAGCACGUCAAAUGCAAUUAUCAAAGGCAACAAUCUCAAGUUGGUUUCAGAUGACGAUAUGAUUUUGAUCAGAUCGAUGUUGAGGGAAAUCGCUGAUUGGGAUGGUGUGAAAAAAGGUUGGAAGUUGAAAGAACAGUUUGUAAAUGUAUAA